AUGACGCACCUGACCUUUCUGGACUUGAGCCGCGACAGCGGACUGACGGACGCCAGUGCGGAGAGGGUGACCUGCAUUCUUGUCAACACAGAGGUGGAGACGGUGCGGCUGGUCCGCACCUCACUGAGCGAAAGUGGAGGCCAAGUGAUCACAGCUGUGGCGGCCAAUACGACUACCCAUGUCAGCUGCGAGCUGCCCUUCACGGUUGGCAGUACCGUCUUGGAAGACAUCAAGACCAGCACGCGGCGCAACCGUGCCCAUCGUUUCAUACUAGGAAACGCCACCACGCACUACACAGGUCUCUCUCUCUCUGUGUGUGUGAACGUGUAUGUACGCCACACAGAGGUGACGCAUCCCUCUUUUUCCUCUUUUUCGGAGAGGGGGGCAGAGUCAUACUUGAAGAGACGCCUCCAACUGAAGAGUACCACUUGUGCAAACCUCUGA
This is a messenger RNA of Leishmania braziliensis MHOM/BR/75/M2904, 444 nucleotides long. RefSeq lists its product as hypothetical. The record is from RefSeq and is a predicted model, not a curated record. Lineage: Eukaryota; Euglenozoa; Kinetoplastea; Trypanosomatida; Trypanosomatidae. The transcript has a single exon. Bases 1 to 444 code for a protein of 147 amino acids.